Purpureocillium takamizusanense is the source of this 657-nucleotide messenger RNA. RefSeq lists its product as uncharacterized. The record is from RefSeq and is a predicted model, not a curated record. Bases 1 to 657 code for a protein of 218 amino acids. The transcript has a single exon. Lineage: Eukaryota; Fungi; Ascomycota; Sordariomycetes; Hypocreales; Ophiocordycipitaceae.
AUGAACGUGGCAAAAGGUCCCCCCUCGUCUGCCUCGAGCCACGGAACUGUGUCUUUCGGCAACAACUUCACGAAAAGGGUCGACAUUCUCGUGUAUCCAGAGGAGUUCCACCAUUGGCUCGAGCAGAUCCGCGAGUGCGCAGAAGAGGCCGGCCUCCGCGAGCACCUCGACGAUGCCAUCGCACGACCCGCCGACGCCGGCCUCAAGCAGGCUGUCUUCGACAAGGAGCGCGCUCUGCUCAACAGCCUCAUCUUCGACAGCGUCAAGCUCCAGGACGAGGUCGCGAAAACCCUCAACCAGAAUCUAAGCAUCGCCAGCCCUAAAGACGUCGUCGCCGCCGUCAGGCGUUCCCUCGUGCGGCCCGCCUUUUACUACCAGACGCUCAACAAGUUCAUGCAGUUCUGGCAGCUCAACGACGGCGAGGACGAUCCCGUGCUGAGGUUGAGGCUGCUGCAAAAGGAUUGGGAUUACAUUAAGGCGUGCGACAUGGGCACCUCGGACGACGUCUACGUCUCGGUCGUGCAGCACUACCUGGGGCGCACCGUCCAUGGCAACUGCCUCCGCGAUGAACUCCUGGAGAACGAGGCUUACGCCAAACUGAAGGCUGAAGACGUCCGGGAUUGGCUCAAGAAGCGGUUUCAACUAUCUGAGCUCUAA